AUGCGCGAUAAAUCGGAACUGAACUAUGCUGUCUUCACGAACUGCUUGCACGUCCCUCCUCUGUUUGGCACCUCGAACUCGGUCCAGCCAAGGAUCAGGCUUAAUCAACUCUGGACUCCUACGCCCGCCAGGCCCCCAUUCGCAUCCCGACCUUCAACAUGGAUUGGUGCAUUUGUGGUUGUAGGCGCUGGUCUGGGACUCUAUGCGUUUGCCGGUGGCAAGACCAGCGGCAAUUCGACCCCCAUUGUCAGACUUGAAGUUCACUCCUCUAAAGAUUAUGUCAACCAAACGGCUAGCGAGAACUCUAAAAUCAUUACACUCGCUGUUCCGUCUCACCUGAUGCCAGAUGAAUCCACACUGGGCCAGUGUUCUCGAUAUACAUCAAAGACUCCGAUAUACAAGUCCAACGACCGUAUACACCACUGA
Molecule: messenger RNA, 426 nt
Organism: Rhizoctonia solani
Lineage: Eukaryota; Fungi; Basidiomycota; Agaricomycetes; Cantharellales; Ceratobasidiaceae
Product: oxidoreductase FAD/NAD(P)-binding protein
Exons: 1
Coding region: 1-426 (141 amino acids)
Source: RefSeq, a predicted model, not a curated record